Gallus gallus (chicken) is the source of this 6995-nucleotide messenger RNA. It is a transcript of the gene FBXL18, whose product is annotated as F-box and leucine rich repeat protein 18. The transcript is spliced from 5 exons. The coding region runs from base 228 to 2297 and encodes 689 amino acids. Gene Ontology annotation, cellular component: SCF ubiquitin ligase complex. The record is from RefSeq and is a predicted model, not a curated record. NCBI's taxonomy places the organism in Eukaryota, Metazoa, Chordata, Aves, Galliformes, Phasianidae. Gene Ontology annotation, molecular function: protein binding. Gene Ontology annotation, biological process: SCF-dependent proteasomal ubiquitin-dependent protein catabolic process.
GCCGGAAGAGCCGUGCGGCGGUGCGGAGCGGGGCCGGGAGGCGGCUGGCUUGAGCCGGGCGCGGCGGGACCCCGCGGCUGCCGCCAUGUCGCGCUGUGCAGAGGUGAGCUGUGGUGCCGUCAGCCGCCUUUGGCCCUGCGCUGGGCGGAGACGGACCCCCUCGGGGAGGAGCCGGCGCGGAUCUUGCGAGUGGGGAGAACGAGGAGGGAAGUAAUGGUAUCAACUUGAUGGAGUUCUCGGAUGAGAUCCUUCUGCACAUCCUAAGCUACGUCCCUUGCACAGACCUGGUCCUGAACGUCAGGAAGACCUGCAGGAAGCUCGCAACGCUUUGCCUUGACAAGAGUCUAACCCACACUGUUUUACUUCAGAAAGACUAUAAGGUGAACAAGGACAAAGUGAAGCAACUGAUGAGGGAUAUCGGAAAAGAGAUUUACCAGCUGAACAUGGCUGGGUGCUAUUGGCUGCCCAGCUCCACCACUGAUCAUGUAACACGGUGCAAGAACCUGGUGAAACUGAACUUGUCCGGGUGCCGUAUCACCUCCCUCCGUCUCUCAAAGAUGCUGUCCACACUGCAGCACCUGCGGUCCCUGGCGAUAGAUGUAAACCCGGGUUUUGAUGCCAGUCAGCUCAGCAGUGAAUGCAAAGCCACCCUCAGCCGUGUGUCAGAAUUGAAGCAAACCCUUUACACUCCGUCAUACGGUGUUGUUCCGUGCUGCACUAGCCUUGAGAAACUGCUGCUUUAUUUUGAGAUCCUCGAUCGCUCACGAGAAGGUUUCAUGCUGUCUGGACAGCUAAUGGUGGGUGAGAGCAAUGUGCCCCACUACCAGAACCUUCGUGUCUUCUACGCCAGGCUGGCUCCUGGCUAUGUUAAUCAGGAGGUGGUGAGGCUGUACUUGGCUGUGCUGAGCGAUCGGACACCUGAGAACCUUCACGCCUUCCUUAUUUCUGCCCCUGGCAGUUUUGCUGAGACAGGAGCCACUAAAAACCUUCUGGACUCAAUGGCUCGAAAUGUACGCCUGGAUGCUUUACAGUUGCCCAAGGCCUGGCUUAAUGGUUCUGGACUCCUGCAACACUUGAAGUUCAACAACCCUUUCUACUUCAGCUUUAGCCGAUGCACCUUAUCUGGUGGCCACCUGAUCCAGAGAGUUAUUAACGGUGGGAAGGACCUUAAAAGCUUGACCAGUUUGAAUCUCAGUGGCUGCGUUCACUGCCUGGCUCCGGAGUCUUUGUUUCGAAGAGCAGAAGAUGACAUUGACAGUAGCAUUCUGGAAAGCCUGGUGGUGUCUUGCUGCAACCUCAGACACCUCAACCUCUCCGCGGCUCACCACCACAGCUCAGAAAGCAUAGGGAAUCAUUUGUGCCAGCUCCUGUCCAGGCUAAAGCACCUACUCUCACUAGCACUACCAGUUUGUUCCAUCACAGAUGUUGCUGUGAGCAUGGAAAAGCCUCCCACGCAGCCUAAUGCGGUGCCCCAAACGUUUGGAAAGAAAACCCGUGUGGGGGUACAGACGUAUCCGAGAACCUUAACGGACCAGGCGUGUCAGAAGUUGGAGUCUUCGGUGUUCUGGAUGCUGAUGAGAAGCCUCCGGUGUUUGGAAACCUUAGAAAUAAUUGGGUCCAGCUUUUCCUCUGCCAUGCCCCGCAAUGAGCCAGCAAUUCGGAACUCACUGCCUCCUUGUGUCCGAGCACAAAGCGUGGGGGAUUCGGAGGUGGCUGCCAUUAGCCAGCUGACUUACCUGCAGAGCCUCACCUUAGCACAGCUGCCAAAUAUUGUUACUGGUUCUGGGCUUGUUAGCAUUGGAUUGCAGUGCCAGCAUUUGCGGACUCUUUCGUUGGCCAACCUGGGCAUGAUGGGGAAAAUGGUCUAUAUGUCUGCUCUCAUGGACAUGCUGAAGCACUGCAAGUGUUUGAGGGAUCUCAGGCUGGAGCAGCCGUACUUCAGCGCGGGCUCCCAGUUCUUCCAGGCCCUGAGUCACUGCUCCUCUCUCCAGCGGCUCUGCAUCGUCUCCCGGAGUGGGACUCUGCAGUCUGAUGCAGUGAUGUCAUUCAUGGCCAACUGCCUCGAGGUCAUCAUGUGCCACAUGUUUAUGGGAGAAUCUCUUACCGUCUGCAGAAAUCUCCAGCAGUCCAUUGUCCGGAGUUUCCAGGCGGACCGCCCGGCGUUAAACGUCGUCAUUUUCCCUCUGCUUCACGAGGACUUGACUGAGGUCAUCAGAGAUGUCCCCAUGAGGCACUUGGAUGAGAUCACCUUGUUUAAAAGCAGAGUGGCCGAGGAGCCCCCCAACCUGUGGUGGUGACAGCGCGGAGGGGACAGGCAGUGCGGAUGUGUAGGGUUGCUUCUCUUUGGCCUGGAUUCCCCACCCGCAGCUCCCGGCCGCCUCCCCGGCUGCUGCACAAUCACUUUCCAUAGGUGCAAUUGCAAAAUAAAAAGCUGUCCAUCUGCAGUGGGGAAACACCUCCUUGGAUGAUGCUUGCAUCUGAGCAGCCUGUCUCGAAGGCUUCUGGAACGCGAUGAGUAUUUCCUUGCGGUUAAUAAUGAAUUGCUUUGUUACUUUACUGAGGUUGAAGGUAAGAGAACCUGACUUCAUGACUCUCUUUCCCCCGUGUCGCCUGGUGUAUUUCCCAAGGGCCCCCGUGUACUUUGGCAGUGUGCUUCGUGAUAUUGGUGGAAAUCAUUCUUCGCUUUGGUCUAUUUUUGGCAAAGUAGAAAGCCUCGGACAGCUCAGAGGCACAGCGGUGUGGCGCUCUGUUGAGGUGCAUCCCAUCUUUUCCAUGUCACAGGUACACGUUGGUGGCCACACACGUGCAGUCGCAGAUAUCGAAUGGUCUUUAGAUUGAGGAGUGCCACGAGGGCUAUUUUUUUAAUGUUUGAAAUAGCAGAUGAUGGUUAUCAGCACCUUGGCUGUGCGCGUUCUUGCUGAUGCUGUGUCCUCGGUUGGCGUGGUGGGAGAUGUUCUCAGCUGUUUUGGAAGUCCUUGUCCUGGGGUAGGUGGAGCCUACAGUGACCGAGUUAAGGCUCAGAUCUGAUUUAGGUGCAGUCUGUCGUGCCGUUUCGAUGGGGAUGUGGUGUUCUGGUGUUGUCCUUAGGUCCCGUGCCCUGAGUUCAUGCUCAUCUUAGAGGCGUAGUGAAGCAUCUUCACAGCAUGACUUCGGUCAGCUUCUCUGCCCCAAAGAACCUCCUCAGGCGUCAGUAGUGGUCUGGAUCACUUUCAUAUUGCCUUAUGUACUGAGCACUUUGAAAGCAUCAGACAGCUGUACCAAAAGCCGUGUUGUGAAUUCCUGGAGCGCCGUUGCUGAGUGGCAGUUGGGUUUCCCUUUUGCUGGAGCGUUUUGUGGCAGAACAGCGGCUCUGUCUUCUGCAGAGCAGCCGUCAGCUGGAGCUGGUUAACUCUGCACCUGCUGUCUCCUAUAUGUGCUCUUGUGUUGAGCAGUGCUUUAAUGGGACGUGGCUCUGGGCAGCCUGGUCUGGUGGUUGAUGACCCUGCCCAUGGCAGGGGGGGUGAAACUGGAUGAUCUUUGAGGUCCUUUUCAACCCAGGCCAUUCUAUGAUUCUAUUCUAUGCGCCUCCACGCAGGUAGGUGAUGGUGUCAGUGAGCGGCUCAGUGUCUGUGCAUUGCUUAAUCCAACCCUUGCACGUGUUUGCUGUCUGCCUGAGCUUCUCUCCCUUCCCUGCUCAGCUUUGGGUCCGGCAGCAGCCGUGCUGAGGCCUCUGGAAACAACCACAUCCUCCCCAUCCUCAGAGUGGAGCUGGGAGCCCUCCUGGAGUGCUGCAGACUGCUGCAGGUCAGGCACGGCGCUGGCACCCCGCAGUUGGCAUCCUGCUGCUGUUUGCUUUCCCCGCGAGGUCGUCCUUCCUACCUCAUGUCAUACUGCUUGCCUGUUCGAAUCCCUCUCUCCCUCUCCAACAACUUUCUCCUCUCCUCCUCCCACGCUCUAGCAAAGCCCAUGAGCUUGUUGGCAGGAAUGCGAGCCUCUGCUCCGUCCAGUUCAGUCCACUCCAGCUCUGCCUGGUGUGUGUCCAGGUUUCUUUCCUAGAGUAAUUGAUGGGGGUCAGGCAGCGAGCUGCUGGAAGCAGUGCCAGUGCUGUGCUCCUCUCCUUCCACCUCUUGGGCAGGGUGAAGGGAAGGCUGAGGGUAUGGAGCCCAGUCUCAUGCUUAAGGAAACCUGUCCUGUCCCACGGAGGAAUCCCAACAGCAGGAGGAAGGCCUUUCCCGUCCCAUCCAGGGAUUUCUCCUCCACCGACACACAGCAGCACCGGUGGGAGUUUGGCAGAGCUGACUGAGUUAACCCUUUGGUUCCCGGGGCUCAGAGCAGCCCCACAAGGCAAGUGGUGCUGAGACCUUUCUCUUGGCAAUGCGGAGCCCACCUGCCUCGUCUCGCUGGGUCGGGGCAGGCAGUCGGGCAUGGUUUGUAACACCAUUAUUCUGUUGCCCAGAGCGUGGUGCUCAGACAUCUGUAUUCAUGCAGGCAGGUCAGAAGUCCUGAUGCAAAUGCAAGCAGUUACGAUCGGGGCUGGGAAAGGUCGCCCAUGGGUAGUAAAGAUAGCACUACAAAAUGGUGAUAAAGAGGGCAAAAUGCCUUCUGCCCGGCCCGUUCCCCAGCCGUGGUCUGGUGCUCCCUAUCCCUGCCACAAAUCCUCUUACGGUGAGUGAGAAUUUCCGCUGCUUCUGCACUGCGGGCAGGAUUCACCAGAUGUUAAUAAUGUGCUUAUUUUCUCUAAGUGCUAUUUUGGCAUCGGUGUUAAUUACAAUUUAUAUUCUGCAACAUUUACACUGGGAAAAGAACCCACCCUAAUAGUCCCCAAUUGGCAGAGCCGGGCUAUUAAGCAUCGCACCAUAUGUUCCGAGCAGAGCAAUGUAUGGGACUCAGAGCCCACUCAGUGCUGAGGCUCCGGCGUGCAGCAUUGGAGCAGGAGAGAAUGGCGGCAUUGGCACGGUGCUGCUAGCUUUUAUUUAACACAAAAUCCCUCCCCUUUCCUCUGGUCCCUGUCCCCAUCUCUCCAGAAAUAUCCCCCCGCUCCCUAUAGGCACCCAGUGAGGUGAACUCAGCCUGCUGCUGCUGCUGUGGUGGGCUGAGAUGAAUGGAUUCCAUCACAGAUGGAGCACUCCUCGCAGGCGCUGCCUCUCUGUGCUGCCCGAUCCCUGCUGGUGUGUUUGGUGCUGCUCUCCAAAGCUGACCCACCACUUCCGGGGCUGCGGGAGAAACCUUUGCACCAACCACUGGUCAGGAGUCCGUGCGCCUUUGGGAGAAGGAGACUGUGGGGGCGAGCAGCAGUAGUGGGGAAAGCAACAGUUGUCUGUGUUCUGCUCGUGCUUCCUUCGGGCAGCGUGCAGGGCUGUGAAGUGCCCUCCUGGGAGGGGAGCGCAGGUCGGGGCUGCCGAUGCGGGCUGCCGGGUAGCAGAGCAGAGGCCCCGCUUGCAUUAAUCCCCAGGGCUGUCUCUGCAGCACAGACUGCCCCCUCACCUCUUCGGUGGCUCUUUGGGACUCGGGGCACGGAGCCCCAACCCCUCGCAGGGCGCUGCAGGGUGAAGCACUCCUCCACGUGGCUCUCCCGCCCCGCAGGGCUGCGCAGGCGGCCGGGCGUGCUGGCAGGAGAACCAUUUCCAUAGAAACCAGUUGGGAUGUUGUACGGGGAAUAGUGAUGAGCAGUGAAGGGAUGCUGCCUCGGACCCGGUUUGUUUUUAGGGGGCAGCGAGGGGCAGAGCAGCCCCCAGAUAAUGGAUACCCCCCCGCCGUUCCCUCCUAGGGGGUUUCCCCCCCUCCCUCCCCCCUCCGCUCCUCAGCUUUCGUCACAUUUUCAAAAUGGCCAACCUGGUUAGGAAUAACCAUCACCAUAAAACAGGAUGGAUGGGGUCUGACUACGAACACUGUUGCUGUUAGCAGCAGGAUGUCAGCCAUAAAACACGAAGCAAGGGAGGCAUUGACCUUUCCGCUGUUUGAAAUGAAUGGAGACAUCAAUAUCCAUUGUUUCGUGGCAUUGACCUCUGACGUGCUCCGUUCUCCCUCCCCUUUACUUAUUUAUUAUUUUUAGCAUCCCCCCCCCCCUGCUCUGGAGGAGAGGGGUCACUCGCUUCCAUCUACUGAUUCCCACCUCACUCGGCAAUGGGGAACCCCUCACCGUGCGGAGGGUCCCCGCGCUGUGCCGGUGCUGUGGCUGUGUGCUGAGCCCCACUCCCGCACUGCGUCCCCCCCUUCCCCGUGCAAAGUGAAAGCUCCGAGCUCUGAAGGAAGGCAGAUCAAUACGCGUUUAAUUACGAUGGGGUUUUUAUUUCAGUUUUCAGGCGGUGAAGUGUAACGUUUUAUGUGAGCGCCAUCGGAGCCUGGCCGCCCAGUGCCUUGUUUUAUUUAUUGCUUUAAAGGAGCCCCUUCUUUUGUGAACCUCAGCUCCGCGCAGCGAACGUGAAAUCAGGCAUUGCUAAUGAGCUGCGUGACAAUUAAGUAAUGUAGCACAAAACCAUUAGGACGCUGCGUUUGGUUUUGAAGUUGGUCCUUUGAAGCGGAGCUGCAGCUCCCUGCCCAGGGCUGCCGGGGAGAAUGUUGCUCUUUCAAAACUUUCUUUGAAAAUGAAAUGUCAGCAUAAGAGUCCCUAUGGCUGCCGCCCCUCGCUACGAGCAGCGGGGGGAGAUGGGCGCUCCUCGUGCAGACUGCUGGCGUUCGUGGGGAGGGGAAUUGGGAGAGAGAGAGAGAGCAGGAAGCGGGCGCUUGGUGUGCAGAGCUGGCACCAAAGCUGCCCGUUGGAGAACAGCGGUGCCCUGGGAGGGAAGGAGCUGACCCACAGCUGGGGGGGGGGGGGGGGGGGGGCAGGGAAGGGGGUUGGGGGGCUGCGGCACCGCCGGGCUCCUGGGCUCAGAGCCCUCCAUCCGUGCGCUCAUCUGCUGCUUGUGUUUGCACCUGGCCCCGUGUUCUCGUAGUGAGUCCAGUUCUGAAUGUGCAACUUUCCUGUACGCAGUGGCAUGUAAAACUUCAAAUAAAGAGUGAAUCUGUUCUGAAGCGGG